CGCACUCAUUGUCGAAUUCGCCGAGUCAUCCCGUUGCCCAACUUUAUAACAACAAAGCGUCACCGUGUGACAGCCAUUGUUGCUUUUUCUUCUUGCGAAGUCACUUCGAAUUUGCAAAGCUUUAAGGAAGAUCGUUUCAAAAUGGCUAAAUGUUUGAGCAUAAUCGCAGCCUUUGUAAACGUGUUGGUGGCCUCUUCGAUGGCUGUAAAAUGUCCUGGAGACGUGACCUAUACUUUGACAUGGCGCGGCUCAUGGUCAACUGAAAAUCAUCCCAAUGCAACUCUUCCAAGCGGUGCACAUUUUUCGAAUUUAAUCGGUUGUACUCAUGGAUCUGAGUAUAUAAUGUGGCGAACAGGAAUGAUGGCUUCUCCUGGUGUUAAACUGGUGGCAGAGGAAGGUCAAACUGGAACUCUCGAAACAGAAAUAAAGGUUCAGAAGGAUGCUGAAAAGGUCUGGCAAGUCAUUCUACCGGGGUUUGGGCUUGGCGCUGAAGCUGAAAAGACUGAUAUUGAAGUCAAGGUUACCCCCGAUUACUCCAAGGUGUCUCUUAUCAGCAUGCUUGGCCCAUCACCUGAUUGGUACGUGGGAAUUGACAGCCAUGACCUUUGUAACGAUGGCCAAUGGCGAAAGACCUGGGACGUCACUAUGUUGCCCCCCUAUGAUUCAGGCACGGAUAGCGGCCUUCAGUUUGAGAGCUCCGAUCAACCAACAGUGCCCCCUCAGCCAAUCUUCCGCAUCAAUAACACCAUGGAAGGUGCAUUUAAGGCCAAUAAUGCCAUCAAAAGCCUGGGGGAGUUUCGAUUCAAGCUUAUGGACAACUCAGCCGGCAAAGAUUGUGUUAAUUUGCUCAUGAUCGUUUCUGUCACUUCCAUAGUGGCAUUUAUGUUUUAAAGUGUCAAAUCAUGUGCGUUUUUCUUUUGUUUUUCGCUUCUGAGUAGAGUGGGGCUUUUGAAGUUUUUCCAAAACAGCUGAAUAGAAAACGAACAAAACAUAUGUGAAGCAUUUUUCUUGAGUCGAAGAUUUCCGUCACUGUGAAAAAUUAAUGGGGUCCGGUCAUCUGUGAAAAAUUUUACUUGGUGUGGUAGCUAUGGUUUCCUUUGGAGAAUCUUGUAAGUUUUACUCCCUUUCACUCGGUUAAAACAAACAUUUCAUGAAUUUUUCAAUCAUAUAUAACCCAGCUAUCCUUAAAACUAUUGAUAACGAAUCUUGUAUGAACGCAAGUAAACCUGGUAUGAUGAUUA
Messenger RNA from Stylophora pistillata, 1241 nucleotides. Its product is annotated as spondin-2. Gene Ontology annotation, cellular component: extracellular matrix. The record is from RefSeq and is a predicted model, not a curated record. NCBI's taxonomy places the organism in Eukaryota, Metazoa, Cnidaria, Anthozoa, Scleractinia, Pocilloporidae. Gene Ontology annotation, biological process: cell adhesion.